Molecule: messenger RNA, 1731 nt
Organism: Penicillium salamii
Lineage: Eukaryota; Fungi; Ascomycota; Eurotiomycetes; Eurotiales; Aspergillaceae
Source: the annotation of a GenBank genome assembly
AUGUCUACAGCCACACUCAUGAGAAUGCGCUCAGCACGGCCUACUGGCCUCCGCUCUGUCCCCGGGCUCUCCAUCCAGGCCCGCACCAAGACCACCAUGCCUUUCAGACUCCCCGAUGCUCGCAAUGAGCCUAACCCUCUCUACACCAAGGGCUCCCCAGAGCGCGCCAAGCUCGAAGAGGCCUUGACCAAGCUCCGCUCCCAGUUGCCCGUGCGGAGUGAGCUCUUCUACGACGGAAAGCUCCAAGCAAGCUCUACCUCCAUCGAUCAGCCCUUACCCGCCGAGCAUGCCACUACCUUCACAAACUACCCCCUCGCAACCGAAGAGCAAACCCGCACAGCCAUUGAGAAGGCUCUCGCGGCAAAGCAGAGCUGGCAAGAUACCCCAUUCGUCGACCGUGCCUCGAUUUUCCUCAAGGCUGCCGAGCUCCUCACUACCAAAUACCGAUACGAAAUCAUUGCAGCCACCAUGCUUGGCCAGGGCAAGAACAUCUGGCAGGGAGAGAUUGAUGCUGCGGCUGAAUUGGCAGACUUCUUCCGCCUGAACUGCAACUGGGCUGCUGAAAUUUUGGAGAAGCAGCCUACUCGUGGCAGCGACGGCAUGUGGAGCCGCAUUGACUACCGUCCCCUUGAGGGCUUCGUUUACGCCAUCUCCCCCUUCAACUUCACAGCCCUCGGUGGAAACCUGAUUGCCGGCCCUGCUAUCAUGGGUAACGUGGUGCUCUGGAAGCCCUCGCCCUCCAACGUCUACGCCAGCACUAUCCUUUACAAGGUCCUCUUGGAGGCUGGUCUGCCUCCCAAUGUCAUCCAGUUCGUGACUGGUGACGCACAGGCUAUCACCGACACUGCCCUCUCCCACCGUGACUUUGCUGGUCUUAACUUCAUCGGUUCUUCUGGCGUCUUCCGUUCCCUGUACGGCCGCAUUGGCCAGGGUGUUGCCGCUAAGACCUACCGCGAGUUCCCUCGCUUCGUUGCCGAGACCAGUGGAAAGAACUUCCACCUCGUUCACCCUACCGCUGAUAUUUCCAGCGCUGUCAACCACACCAUCCGCGGUUCAUUCGAGUACCAGGGCCAGAAGUGCUCUGCUACAUCUCGUCUCUACCUGCCCGAAUCCAAGGCCGAAGAGUUCCUUACCCAAUUGAAGGCUGGUAUCAAGGAGAUCACCAUUGGAAGCCCCGACAAGGAUCUGGAGGCUUACAUGGGUCCCGUGAUCCACCGCGGCUCCUUCGAGAAGAUUAAGUCUAUCAUCGACGCCAGCAACAAGGAUCCCUCCCUUAAGCUGCUUGCCGGUGGUACUUACGAUGAGUCCGUUGGCUACUACGUGCACCCCACCGUGUACCUUGCCGACUCCCCUGACCACGCUCUGUUCAACGAGGAGAUCUUCGGCCCCGUCCUUGCCGUGCACAUCUACAAGGACGCCGACUGGUCCUCUACUCUCAAGUCUGUCGACCAGAACGGCGGUGGCUUUGCCCUGACUGGUGCCGUUUUCGCCAAGGAUCGCGUUGCCAUCCGCGAGGCUGAAGACAAGCUCCGUUACUCUGCUGGUAACUUCUACAUCAACUGCAAGACAACCGCUGCUCUUAUUGGACAGCAGUCCUUCGGUGGUGCCCGUGCUAGUGGCACUAACGACAAGGCUGGUAGCUCCGAUCCCCUCCGCCGCUUCGUCAGCCCUCGCUUGAUUAAGGAAGAGUUCUUCGGUCAAGAAGGAUUCACCUACCCUAGCAACCACUAA